AACUUGUGGGGACAGAGAGCCGCGAUCAGUCCGCGUUCGCCCAGUCCAGGAUUGUCAGACAGGUCUAGGCUGGUAAGGGCCGGGAAGGCGCGAACCUGUUCGCAGGAAAAGGCAGGCGGGUGUGCUUGGGCAAUGCUCAGUACCUUGAGGCCUGGCUUGAGCCACUGCUGCAGCUCGGCGAGCCAGGAACGCCCUGUCGCCCAGGACACGUUGCGUAGGCGCAAGCUGGAGAGUGCAAGUCCUGUGGCUUCCAGAGGCAGCGGAGGCAUGGUGCCGGUUAUCUUUAGGUCCUCGAGCGUCAAUUCCUUGAGGCGGGAGUACGCUAGCACACGCAGGGCGCCUACCAGUAGCUGAGCAGGAACCUGUGCGGCUCCCACUGUGAGCCGCCGCACGCGGAGAGCCUUGACCGUGUCAGCAUACUGCCGCGGGUCGGCGUCCGCAUCGACGCGCUUUAGAAACGGCUCUAGGUUGAGACCGCCGGCACGGAUCUCCACCUCUACUGCAGACACACACUGGAAGGCUUCGGACCAGUCGGGCUGAGGUUCGGAGAAGUUACAGACGCAGCGGAAAUCUUCAUCGUCCAGCUCACAAGGUUCUGGCGUGGUCGCAGAGACGUGCACCAGCGGCAGCAGCAGCAGCAACAAGCAGGACGCGCGCUCCUGGGGAGAGAGCAGAGGUGUAGGAGGCCCCAUCCGACCCCUGUGGCUCCCGAGUGGCACGCGUUCGACCCCAAGACCCUAUACUCACCAUGGUCGAUGAGUCCUCCGAACCUCUGAGCUCCGGACAGGCUCUGGAAGUGCUUUAGCUUCUUUCCUACACAGCGGCACCCGCUGGCUUCCAGGCUUCACACUUGUGAACUGUUCGGCCGCUUCUAAGAGUUUAUGUAAUCCUGGGAUGUCAUUCACUUCCCUCCUCUGUGAACCCUGACCACCUCCCCACCUCUCUUCCUCCGAGCCAGCCCCCUUCCUUUCUUGGAAAUAUUGCAAUGAAAGAUGUUUCAGGGAGGGGGGACGUAACAGGAAGGAUCCUGCAGGGCAUCUAGGGUUCUGUGUCUCCUGGCAGUGUCCUGAUGACUCAGGCGCCCCAGGCGGUGAAUGCCCUGGAUGACUCGGACGCCUGAGGCUUCUCUGGUGGGUAUGGGAAAAGGAUGAUCCUCAGUGCCUUAGGCCAGUACCAUACUCUGCACUAUCCAACCCCCCAAUCCCCCCACCUUAUAUCCCAGGAAUAACGCUCAAAAUCCUAAGGGAAAUUGAACACUCGAACAAAGGAUUAUUAGCAAAGCAAUUUUACUUCUGCGCAGAGCGGUGUCUGCUUGGCCAGUCGCCAUGAGAGCACACCUGAACAAAGGGGCACAAGAGCCUUUAUUCCUGACGCAAGUCCUGCCCCUGUACCCUUUCCCCAUUGGCCGGGGUCGGGUCAUACAAUCUAAACUAAUCCCGGUCGGCUAAACAUUUGAUUUUUUUAGGUAAUGUGGGCAGGUAAAAGAAAGUGGAGAGGAAAGGGGAAGGGGUGCCUGUAAUGAACUAGAAAGUUAGUCCUCUUUCCAAAUAAGGAAAGGAAUGUGAGCUGGUUCUGAUAAAGUCUGGUACUGUGGCGUGCCUCGGCAUCUAACGAAGGCAAAAAGGAGAAAAAGGAAAACAAAAGUGUUUGGGGGUUGGGGGGAGUACUAUGAAUUAAAGAAUAAAAGAUUGAUCUAAUUAUUUGAAGAGAAACCUCAUCAUAUCCCAGAUUUCUUUCUUUUUUUUUUUUUUUUUGAGACGGAGUUUCGCUCUUGUACCCCAGGCAAUGGGGCGCGAUCUCGGCCCACUGCAAUCUCCGCCUCCCGGGUUCAAACGAUUCUCCUGCCUCAGGCUCCCGAGUAGCUGGGAUUACAGGCACCCACCACUACGCCCGGCUAAUUUUUGUAUUUUUAGUAAACAUGGGGUUUCACCAUGUUGGCCAGGCUGGUCUCAAAUUCCUGACCUCAGUUGAUCCACCCGCCCCGGCCUCCCAAAGUGCUCGGAUUACAGGCGUGAGCCACCAGGCCCGGCCCAACCAGUGUAUUUCUUGAAUGAAUUGAAGUCUCAUAUCUCCCUAAAAUAUGUAAAACCAAGCUGUACCGGACCACCUUGGGCACAUGUUCUCAGGACCUCCCGAGGGCUGUGUCAAGGGCCAUGGUCACUCAUAUUUGGCUCAGAAUAAGUCUUUUCAAAUAUUUUACAGAGUUGGACUCUUUUCGUUGACAAUUCAAUGACGCUUCAAGCGUUUUUGGCAGCUCUCAUCAGUGAGAUCCACAUUAAUGGUGAAACGGCAUCGUGGCGCUUCCUGGAGUUCGGGGUUGUUUUGAACGUUCAUCUAGAGCCUAUUGUGGGUGGGGAAGUUGUGUUUGCUGAGUAGAUUGUGACACUGCUGGCUUGGGGCACUCGAGGUCAGGGAUGAGAGACUUUUUUCCCUAGAAUUGUUAAAACAGGAAAUCAAUCAGAGGCAGAGCGGCGCCUCUGGCUCUGGUCUGGUGUUGCAGAGUCUCUAGCCCUCGCCCCGCCCACCGUCCCCGCGAGGCGUCCACUCGUCGAGCCCCGCCCUCACCCAGCACCCACCCGGCUCCUCGCGCCCUCCCCGCCUGGUCCCGCCCUGUGCUGAGGCUGCGCAGUCGGUGCCAUCUUCUACGCCCCUGGGAGCGUUGUGGCCGCUGUUUCCUUCGGCUUUCCUCCUCCUCCACCAUGUGGAGCCGACGUCAGGGCCGCCUCAGGCCCACGGUCUGCGGGGUGGAGGAGCUACGGCGCCGCCGGCGGGAGCGGGAGGCAGCACUGCGGAAGGCGCGGAGGGAGCAGCAGCUGGUCAGCAAGAGGCUGCUGAGAGACGACACCCCAGAGGAAGCUGGAGAGGGAUGUGUGGCUGCGAUCCUCGGGGAAACCGAGGUGCAGCAGUUCCUGCGGCAAGCCCAGCGGGGGACAGAGGAAAAGGAGAGAGAGGGGGCUCUGGUCAGCCUUCGUCGAGGCUUGCAACACCCUGAAACACAGCAAACCUUCAUCCGGCUGGAGGGCAGCAUGCGGACCCUGGUCGGGCUCCUGACCAGCAACCAGGCCCUGCUGCAGCUUGAGGCGGCUCGGUGCCUGCAUGAGCUCUCUCACUCCGAGCAGUCCACCGUUGCUGAGGCCUGCCUGCCAGCCACUUCCUACCUCCUCACCUACCUCUCCGGUCACAGCUCAGACUUCAUAGAGCUGUGUCUGUAUACACUGGGUAACCUGAUCGUGGAGAGUGAGGCUGUGAGAAGGCAGCUCCUGCCACAGGGCAUUGUUCCAGCCUUGGCUGCCUGCAUCCAGUCCCCCCAUGUGGCUGUGCUGGAAGCUCUCGGAUAUGCCUUGUCCCAGCUUCUACAGGCUGAGGAAGCUCCAGAGAAGAUCAUUCCCCCUGCUUCUGCCAGCAGCUCCAUCUUGGCCUCCACUCUCCCUCAGCACAUGCUACAAAUGUUGCAACCUGGCCCAAAGCUGAACCCUGGGGUCGCUGUGGAGUUUGCCUGGUGCCUUCAUUACAUCAUCUGCAGCCAGGUCAGCAAUCCUCUGCUCAUUGGCCAUGGGGCUCUGUCUACUCUGGGGUUGCUGCUGUUGGACUUGGCUGGGGCUGUCCAGAGAACUGAGGAUGCAGGACUGGAGCUGCUGGCAUGCCCCGUGCUUCGAUGUCUAAGCAACCUGCUAACUGAGGCAGCAGUGGAGACUGUGGGAGGGCAAAUGCAGCUCAGAGAUGAGCGUGUUGUGGCAGCCUUAUUUAUCCUUCUGCAGUUCUUUUUCCAGAAACAGCCCAGUCUGCUCCCUGAGGGCCUCUGGCUCCUCAACAACCUCACUGCAAUCAGUCCUAGUUUCUGUACCUCCUUGCUCUCCCUGGAUCUGAUUGAGCCUCUCUUACAGCUGUUGCCAGUAUCUAAUGUGGUGAGCGUAAUGGUGCUCACAGUUCUGUGCAAUGUUGCAGAAAAGGGUCCUGCUUACUGCCAGCGGCUGUGGCCAGGGCCCCUGCUUCCCGCCUUGCUGCACACACUAGCCUUUUCUGACACUGAAGUAGUAGGCCAGAGUUUGGAGCUGCUGCAUCUGCUGUUCCUGUAUCAGCCAGAGGCUGUUCAGGUCUUCCUGCAGCAGUCAGGGCUGCAGGCCCUGGAAAGGCAUCAGGAAGAGGCCCAGCUCCAGGAUCGUGUGUAUGCUGUCCAGCAGACAGCUCUUCAAGGGUGAUCUUGUUUCUCAAUGUCAGUCAUUCCCCUCUCUAACAUCAAGCUUGUUUGUCCAGUAGAGCUUUUGGAGAUUUAGGACCAUAAUGAGGUCUCAUGUUCUCUGCUCCCACACCUAAGCCAAGACCUUUGGGUCCCAGCUCCUCCUCUUUGACUCAGCACUAUCUAGGCAGGAGGACCAAAAGGGACUCAGUGUGGUCUACUUACUCUGGGGCCCUAGAAUCCCUGCCCCAACCCUUCAUUUUUCCUUCAGCAGCUGGUAGCUUUUGAUGAGACAGAAUAAAGUUUUAUUUUUAUAUUAA
This is a messenger RNA of Pongo pygmaeus (Bornean orangutan), 4497 nucleotides long. It is a transcript of the gene TMCO6, whose product is annotated as transmembrane and coiled-coil domains 6. Gene Ontology annotation, biological process: protein import into nucleus. The transcript has 13 exons. Lineage: Eukaryota; Metazoa; Chordata; Mammalia; Primates; Hominidae. The record is from RefSeq and is a predicted model, not a curated record. Bases 2700 to 4199 code for a protein of 499 amino acids. Gene Ontology annotation, molecular function: protein binding; nuclear import signal receptor activity.